AGUUCAGCUGCGUUAGCGCGCCCCUUUCUCUGCUGUGGCGCCAUCUGCAGGUGGUACGUUUCCCUACUGGGGGCUGCUAGUAGCAUGACUAGAUCGACUGACUGAAGUGACCACAACAGCCCACCCAGAGCGAGAGUAAAUGAAUAAAGCAAAGAAGUUCUCUGUAGCCAAAGUAGCUGCAAUUUUCAUCAGAUUCUCUAUGAGGUUAAAGAGCAGUGACGGAAGACCUUCAGCUCCACUGGGUUCACGGAUUCUGACCAGUCCUGAUGACAUCUUCAAGCACAACAUGUGGGAUCAUGUGCAAUGGACAGAGGAGGACAGGGAAAAUGCACGGCAGAAGGCGGAAGAAAAUUCCACUGUACGACUUCCUUUAAACGAACAAGGUAAAUUUGUUACAGCAGCUUGCCAGUACUGGGACAAGUUUUAUGAGAUUCACCAGGACAAGUUCUUCAAAGAUCGCAGGUGGCUGUUUUUAGAAUUCCCAGAGCUGCUGCCUUCAGGUGAAAAAGGCCGGAGCACAAACAUGUGUCACGGUCAUCAGCAAGCAGCCAUUCAACUAUGUAGUGCAUCCAGCAUGGACACUGAAAAGGGAAAACAUCAACGGUGCAAUCCCGUUGACCAUCACAGGAAUACAGACACCUUUAACUUUCAGGAGUCCUGUCAACAAGCUGCACGAGGAACGAAUGAAGCUGCUGUGGAUGAUUCUGUUUUUCCUGGACAACGUGCAUCCUUCAGGAUCCUGGAGGUUGGAUGUGGAGUAGGUAACAGUGUGUUUCCUAUUGUAAACAACAUCAAGUAAACUCAUUUUUUAUACUGUUGUGACUUCUCACCACGUGCCAUUCAGCUGGUUAAGAACCACCCAGACUACGAUGACUCCGUGUGUCACGCCUUUGUCCAUGACAUUUGUGACAAAAUGGCCACCUUCCCAUUUCCUCCUCAGAGCCUGGAUGUUAUUCUGGCAGUAUUUGUGCUCUCUUCCAUUCAUCCAGAGCGCUUGCAAGACAUUGUGAACCAUCUGUCUGCAUACCUGAAACAUGGUGGUGUGCUCCUUUUCCGUGAUUAUGGGAGAUAUGACUUCUCACAACUCCGUUUUAAGAAAGGACGGUGUCUAUCAGAAAAUUUCUACACACGUGGAGAUGGAACCUGUGUUUAUUUUUUCACAAAAGAGGAGGUUCAUGAUUUAUUUUCCAAAGCUGGACUGGAAGAAAUUCAGAAUCUAGAGGACAGACGACUGCAAGUGAACCGAGGAAAGAAAGUAGUAAUGCGCCGGGUGUGGAUGCAGAGCAAGUACCGGAAACCAUAUCCACCUUCAACCUCUUAGCAUCCCACCAUGCAGAGCUCUAACUAGAACUGUGUAUUUUUCAUACUUUUAUACUUAAACUGGUUUAUUUGGGCCUAGUAAUAACUGUUUUUUGGAGGCAGCUGGGGGUAAAAUAUAUAAAACUCAAUAAAAAACAAACAGA
This is a messenger RNA of Oreochromis niloticus (Nile tilapia), 1463 nucleotides long. RefSeq names its product methyltransferase 8, methylcytidine (gene mettl8). Gene Ontology annotation, molecular function: tRNA (cytidine-N3)-methyltransferase activity. The transcript has 10 exons. The record is from RefSeq and is a predicted model, not a curated record. NCBI's taxonomy places the organism in Eukaryota, Metazoa, Chordata, Actinopteri, Cichliformes, Cichlidae.